UCCAAGAUGGCGCUGGGCGGGCGGCUGUGAGCGGCGCUCCGGGCGCGCUGGGCGGGGAGCCGAGCCGGGCCGGCGGCGGGAGGACGGGGCGGCGCAGGCCGGGCGCCGAGGACGAGGAGCCGCAGGCAGGGCCGGCCGGCCGGCGGGCUGAACGCCGCCGCCGACGCACAUGAGGUGACCAGGCAUUGAUGCACCCCCAAGGGAGGCCACGUGCUCAAGGAGGCCACCCCCACUGGCUGCUGCUCACAUGGUUUCUGGGCCCCUGGCACUCAGGUGGUACGCGUGGGCAGGGCGUGGGGACAUGGGGCCCGACAUGGAGCUGCCCAGCCACUCGAAGCAGCUCCUGCUGCAGCUGAACCAGCAGAGGACAAAGGGCUUCCUGUGUGAUGUCAUCAUCAUGGUGGAGAACUCCAUUUUCCGGGCCCACAAGAAUGUCCUGGCUGCCAGCAGCAUUUACUUCAAGUCCCUGGUCCUGCACGACAACCUCAUCAACCUGGACACAGACAUGGUCAGCUCCACCGUGUUUCAGCAGAUCCUGGACUUUAUCUAUACGGGCAAGCUGCUGCCCAGCGACCAGCCGGCCGAGCCCAACUUCAGCACUCUCCUCACUGCCGCCAGCUACCUCCAGCUGCCCGAGUUGGCAGCCCUCUGCCGCCGCAAGCUCAAGCGAGCUGGAAAGCCCUUUGGCUCUGGACGGGUGGGAGCCUCUGGCAUGGGGCGACCCUCUCGCAGCCAGCGGCUGUCCACAGGUUCCGUCAUCCAGGCGCGGUAUCCGGGGCUCCUCGAUGGGCGCAAGGGGGCCCAUACCUCCCAGGAACUCCCCCAGGCCAAAGGCUCGGAUGAUGAGCUCUUCCUCGGCAGCUCCAACCAGGAGAGCGCACUUGGCCUGGGCCGGGCUGUCUGUCCAGCCAGUGGGGAGGCUGGCCUGGGUGGCUGCAGCACCAAUGGGAGCAGUGGGGGCUGUGAGCAGGAGCUGGGCCUAGACCUGUCUAAGAAGAGCCCCCCCUUGCCCCCUGCCACCCCUGGUCCCCCUCUCACCCCUGAUGACCCGGCCCAGCUGAGUGACAGUCAGCACGGCUCACCCCUCUCGGCCUCUGCCCCUCCCAUUGCCAACAGUGCCUCUUACACUGAGCUGGGGGGCACCCCCAGUGAGCCCAUGGAUCUGGAGGGGCCUGAGGACAACCACCUGAGCCUGUUGGAGGGGCCCAGUGGGCAGUCCCGGAAGAGCCUGCGGCACUCGGCCCGCAAGAAGGAAUGGAACAAAAAGGAGCCCAUGGCAAGUUCCCCCUUCGAGCGGAGGGACGUGGGGCCCAAGGGCUCCUGCCCAGGGGAGGAGAGCGAGGGGCUUGGGGACAGGGUUCCCAAUGGCAUCCUGGCCAACAGCGUAGCAGGGGGAGGCCCCAGCGGGCCCUACGGGGAGCCCCCAUACCCCUGCAAGGAGGAAGAGGAGAACGGCAAGGACGGGAGUGAGGACAGCGGGCAGAGCGGGAGUGAGGGGGGCAGCGGCCACGCCAGUGCCCACUACAUGUACCGGCAGGAGGGCUACGAGACAGUGUCCUAUGGGGACAACCUGUACGUGUGCAUCCCCUGCGCCAAAGGCUUCCCCAGCUCCGAGCAGCUCAACGCCCAUGUAGAGACACACACAGAGGAGGAGCUGUUCAUCAAGGAGGAGGGCGCCUACGACACGGGCAGUGGGGGCGCUGAGGAGGAGGCCGAGGACCUGUCAGCGCCCAGUGCAGCCUACGCCGCUGAGCCCCGGCCCUUCAAGUGCUCGGUCUGUGAGAAGACCUACAAGGACCCGGCCACCCUGCGGCAGCAUGAGAAGACACACUGGCUGACACGGCCCUUCCCCUGCAACAUCUGCGGCAAGAUGUUCACGCAGCGUGGCACUAUGACACGCCACAUGCGCAGCCACCUGGGCCUGAAGCCCUUCGCUUGCGACGAGUGUGGCAUGCGCUUCACCCGCCAGUACCGCCUGACGGAGCACAUGCGCGUGCAUUCAGGUGAGAAGCCCUACGAGUGCCAGCUCUGCGGGGGCAAGUUCACCCAGCAGCGCAACCUCAUCAGCCACCUGCGCAUGCACACCUCCCCCUCCUAGAAGCCAAAGACCUUCUCUGGCCUGCGGGUGCCCUCUGUAGACUCGCCCUCGGGAACAACGGAAGGAAGAAGCAAGGAGGCCGGGUGGGCGGACCCGGACCCCAAAUCCAGCGAGGGUGGCUCCUGGUGGUACCUCCAGCCAGCCCCCGCACCCAGAGCUUUAAUCCACAGUCUGUACCAAGGGAAGAGAGCAGAGGAAGGCCGGGUCCUAAGCCCCAAAGGUAUUGUGGGUGUGCAUUCUACCUCUGGAUCCUGCCCAGGCCCCUGGCUCCCCCCUCAGGGCUGCCACAGGGCCUGUGGGAGUGGGUCGAGGGGACCCGGCCUUGCAGGUCAGGUCUGGGCAGGGGCUAGUGGGGACCUUCCUCUGUGCUGGGAGGAUCAGGGCUGCCUGUGGCCAGGGGCAGUGUCUCUACAGGCACGAGCAUAGUCUGUGCGGCCGCCUUAGCUCUAAGGGGAGCGGUGCUGGGUGAGCAGUGUUGGCGGGAGUGGGCGGAGCCCUCCCUCCUGGAGUCAGGGGGCCCCACCGCCUACCUCUCCACAACUAAAGAGCCCUCUGGGCCUGUGUUGCUGUUAUUCCUACUGAUCUGUUCUUUUUUCCUUUAUGAGAUUUGUUUUUUAAACCAAAACCAACAGAGUUUAUUUUCCUCCCGGCCCCUUGGGGCCGAGCCUGGGUCUGCAGACUGAAUGUAUGGGGCAGUUGCCCCUCCCGCCCUGGCUGCAGGCUGCGGGGCGCCCACCCCCCCAGGCCCCAGAAGCCCUUCUUGGCCAAAGGCUUCCCUGGGCCCCGAGCCCCACCUCGGCUGCCUCAGGAGAGAGAGUGCUUUUCCUAUAGUUUCCCAGGAAUCUUCUUUGUUUAGAGGUACUUGUUUUUUAUUAAGACAAAAACCAGUGUAAUGUUUAUGUGAAUGUUUGAACUGGAAGGUCUGGGGUUCAAGGGGGGAGGGGGGAGGCUGGACCGGGUGCCAGGGCCGUCGGUACUCUUGUUUUCCUUUUCUUUGUGUGCGUGGUGUGCGCAGUGUGUGUGGGCAGGUGUUGCGCUUUCCUUCUUCCUUACCUGUCAAGGUGGAGAGACUUCUGACCUUUUGCUACCUCUUGAAAUUCAUGAAGAACAGUAAGUUGGUGACUGGCAGUUGAGGCCGUGACACUUUUGUUUUCCUCUUCUUAGCGCACGCAGGCGUUCAAGUGCACAGCCCUGGGCCCCACCACGCACACCACGUGCUCAGUGAGGCUUCUGCAGCUUUGGAGUCUUAGGGCUCAUGUGUGGCUUUUCUUCUGAGCACAGGGCUAGCCAUGGCCACUGAGGGUAUCUGAGUGUGUUGCUGAGAGCCAGGGAGCCCCGCCCAACACCAGUCUGGGCCCAGGAGAGGGUGUGAGUGCUCCAGCCCUGUGGGAGCCAGGUUCUCAGCAACGGGGAGAUCGAAGCCAGCUCUUUGCAGCUCCCUGCGAGGGCCGGGAUGAGGUGGAAGUGAGCCCCCCUCCCAUCCUGUCCCCUGGGCCUGCAAGAGCCUGAGCUUGUGAAAGCAGCAGCCUGUCUAGCCAUUGUGAGCAGGUGCUACCAAUGUGGAGGGGUGAGGAAGGGCCGACCAAAGCGUUAUGUGCCCCCUGCUACUGUUCUCAAGGCUGGCUGCCACCCUUUGGCCCAGCCCUGUCUGGGGUUCCAUCCCUUGCCCCUCAGGUUUCCUCUGCCAGCCUCAGACACCUCCACCGGGUGAGAGCCUGGCUCCGGGGCUGGACCGAGGUUGCCGAAGUUGGCUUCACUGUCCUCAGCUGCCUGGAGCCACAGGACUGGGCCGGCGGCUUUAUCUUCAUUUUGCUUCGUGCUUUUGCUUUUUAUUUUUUCUUUCUACUUUAAGUUCAGACCAAAAAAAUUCUGGAGUCAUCCCCUACCCUUACCCUUCACCCUUCCAGAGACCCUCCAGCUAAAAUCAGAGCCUGAGUUCAGGGACUCGAGUGGUGAAUGGUGUGUUUGGGAGUGAGGGCCCCUGAGUGAGCCCUUGUGUGGUGCCCCCAGGCUCGACCAGCUCUUCUUCCCUCUGGGUGGGGAGUGGAGGGCUGGGGCCAGGGCCUCUUGUUCCAGCAGGUCAGUGAGGGGGCAGGGCCUGACGCGGGCCCCUGUGCCCUCCCCACCCCCGCCUACUCCAUCAGCACUUAAGCCACACGACACAAAGUCUGUACUGCACGGGAGGUGCACGCACGCCCGGCCCGUGUGUGGCCUCCCGGCCGCGGGCAGCCGAAAACGUGAGGCGUCCUGUGGAAGCAGGUGAUCCUUCGCAGAGCUUCAGGGAACGGGCGCAAAGGCCCCUCACUCAACGCGUUCGCGCGACGUAGUAUUGUACCCACCUGAGUAUUGUAUCGAGCCUUUUCUGUAUUUUAACAAGAAAGCAGAACACUAGUUUCCUAUUUAAGAUUUUAAGGGUUUGCGGGCGGGGUGGGACUGACACAACACUUGGUUUUGUUUUCUUUCUCCUCUGGUCUCACGUGGAGUGUGCUUGCGAGCGAGUGCGUGGAAAUGUGUCAAGAGCUUCACAAGGAAAUUGGGCCGUUGGAGGCCGAGGGCGGCUUACAGUUCUCUGCUUUAGUCACUUAGUUCCUGAAUGUUUCGGAGAAACAGGAAACAGAAAACAGCAGACGUCAUGUAGGAAAGAGGAUAAACAACAACAAGAAGAAAAAAGAAAAAAAAAGCUCAUACCCAAAUUCACAAAACCUAUUUUUUAAACCAAAGCACAUUUUGAAUGAGUAUGGAACCUCAGCGGGCUCAGAAAAAAAGAUACUAAUAUAUUUAUCUCAUUGUUUACAUAAACUUUUACAGUUUCAGACCUCAGCAGCUGUAAGGCCAGUCCCAGUGAGUCCCCACCUUCCGCUGGCGCUCCCAGGCAGAGGGCAGCUAUGGGGCCGGUGCGGAGGCCCCUCAUUCACCUGAGCCUUCCUUCCCAGCCCCGGGCCUCUCCAAGCCCAGCUGGCACCAAAGAGCUUGGGCCGGUGCUGACCAGCCCCCAGACCUCCUGGCAGUCCUGGCCAACUGGCACAGCAGAGGGUGGCCGUCGGCUCUGACCACAGGACCUGAGCCUGGGCUUGGGCCCCGGGAUGGAGGCAAGCCUCCCCACGUGCUGCUCUGCCCGAGAUCCCGGGGUGGGUUGAUGUCAGGGUCCCUCUCAAGCCAAAAAGCCAGGACCUUUGCACGCCCAUUGAUUCUGGCUAGUCCCCGUCCCUGGGGACCCUGCCCCCCACCCCCGCCAGCAGUGGGAGGGGCUGACUGGGCUGGUCCUUACCAACACGGAUGGUGCAGACACUCUCAACAGUGUUGUUUUUGUAUCAAUAUGUUUGUGCAGUGAUGAAUGUAUUUAUUUCUCAGACUUGGGGCGAGCGAGGGGCAGGCCGGGCGCUGCCACCGCACGCUCCUGCCAGACCGAGCCACCGCGAGGGCUCGUCCAGGAUUGCAAAAAAGAAACGACAAACCUUUAAGCAAAUAAUCUCAGAGACUCGCAGCAUAGCCAUACACCGCAGCCUGUGAAACGAACCACCCGGACCCGACUGACUCGCAGGACCUCGUGCAGCCACGCGUCCUUCCCCACCAGCCGCCACUCUGGGGGCGGGGCUCUCCCUGCCCCACCCUGUCCGUGUUCACUGGAUCUGACCGAGUGCAGGAGUGCGAUCUGGGGGGCGGGCUGGGCGGGCGGACCCCCGCCGCCCCCCCCUCCACAGCCGUCCUGAGUUGGGGUGAGGCCUGGGCAGCCGGGAGGGCAGGGCUCAGGGAAGAGGUCACUGCAUCCAUGCUGUCCCCUUGGCUUGGGGGACAGAAGCAGAGGCGCCAGGCCUUAGGAGAAGGAAUGAGGACCUCAGCCCCGCCACGCCCCGUGGAGGGACCAAGGCCCUUGCUCUGCCCCAGAGCCGCGUUGGGGCGGUAGUUCUUGAGCCUGUGAAUCUGAUGCCAGGAGUGAGGGGCUGGAAAGGGACCUAACCAGAGCCUCAGUCUGACAUUCCAAACCAGGGGGUGGGUGUGCACUGUGGGAAUUGGGGCUGCCCAGUCCCCCCCAGCUUCAGUCACCCCACUUUAGUUUUCUACCGGGAACCCCUCCCCCUACCUCACCUUGCUAUUUAUUGCUGUAAUUUAUUGACCUCAGAAAUGCUGCAUAACAGACCUCACUUGGGGCAGGGAGGGUCCCCAGGGCUCCCCCCCCUCCACUUGGCGGGGCCCUGUGGGGCCAGGUGCUGAGGGGAACCUCCCUGUACCCUGCCCAUCACUUGCUUUCCCCCUCCCCCCUUGGGGAAGCCCAGGUUGGGCACUGGCCCAUUCAUAAAUACCUCGAGGGGGAGGGGGAGGGAUGGGAUUAUAGCUGUUUGUUUAAUUGGAACUGGAAGAGGGAUCAUGUCCUUUACGUCCUUCCCAGAAAGGGGGGGGGACACUGUGAUCGCACUCCUGUACUGGCCACCGCCGCUGUCAGUCAUCACAUUGAGUUCACUUCCCUUGAGAGUUUGGAUAAAUUCAGGUCAGAGCUGCAAGUACGCAGCCCUUGAGUGUCAUAGAAAAGCAAUUCACCGACAACUGAUCUCUCCAUUCAGAAGCGUGCAGUCUUAAUGUACAGUGAUGAGAAACUGUUAUUUUAUGAUCUUUUCAUUAAAAGCUUGAUUGAAAACUC
Phyllostomus hastatus (greater spear-nosed bat) is the source of this 6734-nucleotide messenger RNA. It is a transcript of the gene HIC2, whose product is annotated as HIC ZBTB transcriptional repressor 2. The record is from RefSeq and is a predicted model, not a curated record. Lineage: Eukaryota; Metazoa; Chordata; Mammalia; Chiroptera; Phyllostomidae. Gene Ontology annotation, biological process: regulation of transcription by RNA polymerase II. The transcript has 3 exons. The coding region runs from base 248 to 2098 and encodes 616 amino acids. Gene Ontology annotation, cellular component: nucleus. Gene Ontology annotation, molecular function: RNA polymerase II cis-regulatory region sequence-specific DNA binding; DNA-binding transcription factor activity, RNA polymerase II-specific; protein binding.